Messenger RNA from Trichosporon asahii var. asahii CBS 2479, 1152 nucleotides. RefSeq lists its product as uncharacterized. The record is from RefSeq and is a predicted model, not a curated record. NCBI's taxonomy places the organism in Eukaryota, Fungi, Basidiomycota, Tremellomycetes, Trichosporonales, Trichosporonaceae. The coding region runs from base 1 to 1152 and encodes 383 amino acids. The transcript has a single exon.
AUGUCUGCCUCUGGUGGCGCCGCCAUGCAGUCUGGAUCUGCGGGUGCCACUGGCUCUACCGGCUCCAGCACCGGCUCUGGCGCUGGCGGUGCCGGAGGUGAUGGAGGAGCUGGUGGUGCUGGUGGAAGUGGAGGCGGAGCUGGAGGUGCCGGUGGCGCAGGGGGCUCUGGUGGCGCCAGCACUGGCGGCUCUACGUCCAUGGGAGGCGACAGCAACCACCCCGUUCGUCUCGGCCCUGGCCCGAUUGGAGUCAACGGAACGCAGUUCGUCCUCGACAACAAGGACGGCAUCCUGGGCAUCAACAACCCCAUCCAGCUCUGGCAGUACUUCCCCGAGAACACCAACCAAAAGUGGCACCAGAGCCAGAGCGGCGAGCAGUUCUACAUCGUCGCUCGCGAGGACCUCUGUCUGUCGGUCUCGCCGAAGGGAGGUGUCAGUCUGACUCCUUGUGGCAAGGGCGACCCCGCCACACAGGCCAGCAACACCUGGGUCAUCGAGCAGAACAAGUACCUGUGCACCCAGGGCUCUAACGCAGCCACUGGCGGCUGCAUCUCCGCCCGCAAGCCGUACAGCAACGGCGCCGAGGUCAUGAUCUCGGCUGACCAGGCCAACUGGCUUCCGCUCGUCUACGAGCAGAUUCCCAUCUACGAAACCGUCAGCAGCCCUGGCUCUGGCCCGGCCGGUGCUGCCAACUCGACGGGUGCCGGCUCUACCGGUGGCUCGUCCGCUUCGACUGGUGGCUCGGGCGGCGGUUCCAUGGACGACAUGGACAGCAUGGGCUCUGCUGGCACUGGCUCUGGUGCCGGAUCCCAGAACGGCACCGCUGGCGGCUCCGCUGGCACGGCUGGUGGCGCCGCCAUGAGCUCGGCCAGCAUGCCGGCGACCAGCGCUUCCGGCGCCCCCAACAAGCCUCCCUCCGGUGCCUUUGCGCCAAGCAGCGCCCCUGCCGCCGGUGGUGCCGCCUCGGCCGCCUCGUCUGCUGCCGGUGUCGCUUCCGCGGCUGCUUCGGCUGUCGCCUCCAAGCCCGCCGCUGCUGGUGCUUCAGCCAGUGCCGCCGGCACCAACUCGGCCGACGCCGAUGCCGACAUGGCCGACUCGGCUGGCUCGGCUUCGGGUGACUCGACCGGCGACGCUGCGAUGGGCGGCAACUAA